Molecule: messenger RNA, 1674 nt
Organism: Rhizoctonia solani
Lineage: Eukaryota; Fungi; Basidiomycota; Agaricomycetes; Cantharellales; Ceratobasidiaceae
Product: Fungal Zn(2)-Cys(6) binuclear cluster domain
Exons: 4
Coding region: 1-1674 (557 amino acids)
Biological process (GO): regulation of DNA-templated transcription
Molecular function (GO): DNA-binding transcription factor activity, RNA polymerase II-specific; zinc ion binding
Source: RefSeq, a predicted model, not a curated record
AUGCAUCACCCCCGGCCACAACACCCACCCUCCUCUCGUCCCUAUUUAUACACCGGACUUGUGGAUAGUCACCUAUCGUCUCGCAACGCUUCUUCCAACAUUAGAGAUUCUCGACAGGUUCCUUCAGAAGAGGCGCGCAGUGCUCAGAGGAACGUUAAACCGCAGCAUCCUACUAUGAGUGUGCAUCCUCCCGUUCCACCUGCCAUUGAAACUAGUGAAAAGGAGGACUAUCAUGGGUUUCAGGUAUCAGCUGCUCGCCUUCCACCGGGGAGCCCAACCUUUGCUUUGCGCCGAGUGACAGCGCCCUUUAGUCACAUUGAGUACCCGAAUAUCUCUCCCGCUAAGUCUCAGAUAUCGGAUGAUUACGAUUCUGAGUCGCACAAGUCUAUGGCGAUGGCCUAUGACGACUUGAGUACGGGCGGAAGGUCACAUUCUGAGCGACGACGCGGUUACGGGACAACCGCCCUCGGGUUUCGCUAUUCCGAGCCUCAAAGGUCUCAGAAUCCAGCCGCUCACUCUUACCAAGCCCCGUCUGAGCGCUCCCUAGGAGAGGAGCAUAGCUUUAGAGAGACAGGUCAACAGGUGGAACUCAUGAGUGCCGUGCGCCCUCCAGCCCGACGGAGGGUCCGAGGUGACUCGAACUCCUCGAUAGCAAGCAUAUGGUCGAAUAUUGCUGUCGCAGGCGACCCAGCUUACCGCAAUGACAUGUUUCUUGAUGAUAGAAACACGAGCAGACACGCUGGAGCACAGACUAGCCCCAGCCAACCGAGCGGCCGUUUUCUGCCGCAUUCAGCUCCGGCCACGUAUUCGUAUGAUUAUGCCCUUGAAGUGAACAGCGACCGACAUGUUAGCGCCAUGGAUGUAGUUUCGCAGGGCAACUUCCCAUCUUCGCCAGCCAUUGGGAUGGAUGUUGAUCCUCCUAUGAUAAUCCCGCCCGCACCGAGGCCAAGUGAGCUGGAACUUGCCGACCCGGAUUCCCCCUUCACAUAUCAAGGGGCGCAUUGGGACGUCUCUAAUGGAGUGUUCAGCAUGGCCAGCACCGAUGCAGAUGCAGCUUCGUUGCAUAGUCAAGAUCGACCUAGUUCUCGUGACAGCAUUGACCCAAUAGGUGGUGGUCGGCGUAGUCGCAAGGCCACCCCCGAACAACGUAAGCCGAAUGUCGAUGGACGAAAGAAGACCACAAUGGCAUGUCAUUUUUGUAGAUACCGCAAACUUCGUUGCGAUGGAGGGCAUCCAUGCACCCACUGUAUUCAUCGUGAGAAGGAGUGUACUUAUGAUGCCACAAUUCGCCGACGUGGCCCUGGAAGAAAGAACAAGUCUGCGCAAGAGACUGCGCGAGUGCAGCUCGCAAACCGGCUCCGCGAAGAAGUUGUUAGGGAAGCAUCAGUUCAAAAAGAAGUACAAAAGAGCCAGGGACGGGUUACCCGAAGUAAGGUCGAAAAACAGGAAACUCACAAGGAUGCUUGGUCGCAAACUUCCCCACAGGCCAGUAAUUUCCCCGUGUCAUUCUCCAGCACCGAGACAUCCGUCUAUUCGGCGGAUGUUGGCUCUCGGCCCCAGUUUCCUACCCCGGAGGACUCUCCUACUGGAAGACAUGAGUACCAGCCAUUGUCAACGCCUUUCGGAUAUACCACGAGGGAGAACCUGGCACUUCUGGAACGAUUCAAGCUCUAA